CUCACCUCCCACCAUGGAGUGGAAAACAUCUGCAGUCUGCAUACUACUUCUGGCGCUUACCGGCAUUCAGGUGCAUUCAAAGAACGUCUAUCCCAGUAACCAUGUCAACAGCAUCUGCAGCAUGUGGGGAAACUUCCACUUCAAGACGUUCGAUGGGGACGUUUAUCAGUUCCCUGGCAUGUGCGAGUAUAACCUGGUGUCUGACUGCCAAAGCCUCAUUCGCCAGUUCUCGGUUCAUGUGAGAAGAACAGAAGACACCAAUGACCCGAAGAUCAGCAGGGUGUCAGUCAGUAUCAAUGACAUCAUCAUUGAGUUGACUGAGAAAGAGGUCAUGAUCAAUGAACAAAAAGUAACACUGCCUGUGCAUAUCACAGGGAUCCUUGUGGAAGAAAACACCAUUUACACCAGACUCUAUUCCAAAAUGGGCAUCACUGUCACAUGGAACAAAGAGGAUGCAGUUAUGGUGGAACUUGACUCCAAAUAUUCCAAUCGGACUUGUGGACUGUGUGGCGAUUUUAAUGGAGUUCCAGUUUAUAAUGAGUUCAUUGAAUCCGGACGGAGGGUUGGAUAUACUGAGUUUGGAAAUAAUCACAGAGUUCCCAACCCAACUCAUAACUGCGAAGAUCCCUUUGAAAACAUCGAUGAGCAAAAUGUGGUGGACCAAUGUGAAAAAUAUCGGGCAGAUUGUGCAGACCUUUUGGAGGAUGAAAAGUGGUCUUCUUGUAGCUGGGUUUUGAACCCUGAGCCAUAUAUCAAGGCCUGUACAAGUGAUAUCUGUUCACGUCAACCUGAAGAUGAAGAAAACGAAGAUAGAGACACCACCGCACUCUGCGCGACUUUGUCUGAAUAUUCACGUCAGUGUUCGCAUGCUGGAGGAUCUCCGCCGAACUGGAGAACAGCAAAGUUCUGUGCUGUGACGUGCCCCUACAAUAUGGUACAUUCUGAAAGUGGCUCCCCCUGUAUGGCCACAUGCUCACACAAAGACACAAACACACUGUGUGAGGAACACAACAUCGAUGGCUGCUUCUGCCCACCAGGUCAGUACNAAAUGAUUCUUCAGUACUCUGUUUCCGAUUGA
Pimephales promelas (fathead minnow) is the source of this 1078-nucleotide messenger RNA. Lineage: Eukaryota; Metazoa; Chordata; Actinopteri; Cypriniformes; Leuciscidae. The record is from RefSeq and is a predicted model, not a curated record.